This is a messenger RNA of Penicillium taxi, 1104 nucleotides long. Its product is annotated as protein MEMO1. Bases 1 to 1104 code for a protein of 367 amino acids. NCBI's taxonomy places the organism in Eukaryota, Fungi, Ascomycota, Eurotiomycetes, Eurotiales, Aspergillaceae. The transcript has 3 exons. The record is from RefSeq and is a predicted model, not a curated record.
AUGCCUGCUAGAGAGGCUUUACACGCCGGUUCGUGGUACUCGGAUAGUCCCCAGACUCUCACUGGCGAGCUGGAUGACUGGCUAGCACAGGUACCGGAGGUGAUGGACCAUGUCAGCUCACUUCCGGUUCCUGGAGCUCGCGUAGUUAUUGCGCCACAUGCUGGUUAUGCCUACUCAGGACCCUGUGCAGCCUAUGCGUACAAGGCACUUGAUCUAUCCAAGACGAAACGCAUCUUUAUACUGGGCCCCUCCCAUCACCACUCACUCUCUACAUUGGCCCUCCCCGAAGUCACAUCAUAUUAUACCCCGCUCUCGGACGAUCCUCUCCCUCUAGACACCGAACUGAUUUCUAAGCUCCGAACAGCGCAGGCCACUAAACCAAAUGGAUCAAAUAUCAGCUUCACGACUAUGAAAAAGUCUGUUGACGAGGAGGAACACAGUAUCGAAAUGCACCUGCCAUUCAUCCACCGCCUCCUUCAAUUGCAGUACCCGAACACUCCGACAUCACAAUACCCUAAAUUAGUCCCGAUCAUGGUCGGUAGCACAUCUUCUGCGACAGAAAAAGCAUUCGGAGCUUUACUUGCCCCAUACGUAGCCGACCCAUCCAAUGCCUUCGUCAUAAGCUCUGACUUUUGUCAUUGGGGCCUCCGCUUCCGCUAUACGUAUUAUGUUCCGCAGGCACCAAAGCCAGGGCCCGAACUUCCUCUGUCGAGCGAUGUGCUACCACAACCCAGUAUUGAUCCGCUUCAUGUUGCGGAAAGCAUCAAUGUGGUCUCGGCUGGGCAUUCCCUAAAUCGGCGAGAUCGGAUCUCGAGUAAGGAGCCGGCUAUUCACGAGAGUAUCUCGGCCUUUGAUAUUGCCACCAUGACAGCCAUCGCAAGCGGGUCUGCAAAAACGUUCCUUGAUACUAUCGAGCGUACGGGAAACACUGUCUGCGGUCGUCACCCCAUUGGAGUGAUCAUGGCGGCAAUUGAGGUUGUCACGGCGAAUCGACCGGAGGGCGAACAGGGUCAGUUCCAUUUUCUGAGGUAUGAACGUAGCUCAGAUAUCGUAGAUGUGAUGGAUAGUUCUGUGAGCUAUGUGUCGGCUUUUGCAGUGCUCUAG